Ricinus communis (castor bean) is the source of this 2160-nucleotide messenger RNA. RefSeq names its product 3,9-dihydroxypterocarpan 6A-monooxygenase. Bases 271 to 1827 code for a protein of 518 amino acids. The transcript has 2 exons. Gene Ontology annotation, molecular function: oxidoreductase activity, acting on paired donors, with incorporation or reduction of molecular oxygen; iron ion binding; heme binding. Lineage: Eukaryota; Viridiplantae; Streptophyta; Magnoliopsida; Malpighiales; Euphorbiaceae. The record is from RefSeq and is a predicted model, not a curated record.
ACACAUUAUAAACUCCAAUCCAAAUCUGUGUUCUAUUGGAAUUUCUAAACCACACUGUUAUUUGCUUUAGCUUAUAACAAUAUAGCUUAAAGUGGAUACAAAUGAAAUGUUUCAAAAUACUCAACAGAGACUUAAUUUGCAUGCUAGCUUGUGAUUUUUGUUCCAUAUGCAAUUGCAAGCUUGUUUAAUUUGCUAAUCCUUUUCAGGGAUUGUCUUUGAGCUGUUUAGAAUUAAUUAGGUGUAUCAGAAAAAAUAACAUUAGCUUGUAUUAUGGAUACCAGUUUCAUAAAUACUUGCUGUUUUCUCUUUAUUUCGAUCAUUGCUGCUCUUCUGGUGAGGCCCUUAACUAAAAUUAUCAUCAACUCUGUCACCACAAAGAGUCGUCGUCGCAGCGAAUGCCACCCCCCUCCAGGUCCUCCUUCACUGCCAUUCAUCGGUCACCUUCACUUGCUAAGUUCUAGAUUACCAGAAUCCCUUCAGAAUUUAGCUAGCAGAUAUGGCCCCAUCAUGCAAAUAUACAUGGCGGGAAAACCUGUUGUUGUAGUUUCCGAUGCGAACACAGCCAAAGCAAUGUUGAAAACCUAUGAUGCUGAUUUUGCUUCCAAGUAUAUUCUUGGUUUUGGUCUAUCAAGGUUCAACAUUUACGAUGGUGAUAGUUUCGUCAAUUGUCAGUAUGGCCCGUACUGGCGGUUCCUGAAGAAGCUAUCCAGGACACAGCUACUUGCAGGGAAACAGCUUGAUCGCUUCAGCCAUAUUCGAGAGCAGGAGACAUUAAAGCUUUUAAAAUCAUUAGUGGAGAGAUCUCAAGAAGGGGAACCCUGCGAUCUGGGUUUGGAGCUAUCAAAUUUAGCAAAUAGCAUUAUUUGCAAGAUGGCUCUGGGAAAAAGAUGCGAACAAAACCCUAAUUUGCCUUCUGAUAUAAGGAAAGCGAUUGGGGCAAUCAUGGGAUAUACAGCAAAACUAAGUUUCACUCAAAUCUUUGGUCCUCUGAAGAAUUUUGAUCUUUCAGGAAAUGGGAAAAGACUUAUAUCUGCAACUUGGGAGUACGACCGGCUAAUGGAGCAGCUCUUCAAGGAUUAUGAAGUUAAUCGGACGAAUGAUUCAGGACCCGAUGAAGGAAAAGAUAUGAUACAUAUUUUAUUGGAGACCUACAGAGACCCAAGUGCUGAGCUAAAAUUGACCAAGAAUCAGAUCAAAUCCUUCUUCCUUGAAAUAUUCCUGGCGGGUGCAGAUACCACUUCGGCAACUAUACAAUGGGCCAUUACAGAGCUAGCGAACAAUCCCAGGACAUUGAAGAAACUAAGGGAUGAGAUGGAUGUUUCAGUUGGAUCCAACAGGCUGGUACAAGAGUCAGACAUUCCUAAUCUUCCCUACUUGCAAGCUAUCGUCAAGGAAACCUUAAGAAAACAUCCUCCGGGACCUUUGCUACGUAGAGAAUGCAUGAUAGACACCGAAAUCAAUGGCUAUGACUUAAAAGCAGGUACUAAGAUCAUAAUCAACGCCUAUGCCAUAAUGAAAGAUCCUAAAACGUUCAAUGAGCCGGAAAAAUUCAUACCAGAAAGGUUCUUGGUUGAUCAUCAAGAAAUGGACUUUAAUGGUCAGGAUUUAAAUUUCAUUCCAUUUGGUAGCGGAAGGAGAGCUUGCAUUGGAGCAUCACAUGGUCUGAUUGUAACUAACACUACAAUUGCUUCUCUAAUUCAGUGCUUUGAUUGGAAGUUAAAAGAUGGAGACAGGUUUGAUAUUAAAGAAACUAGCGGAUAUUCAGGAGCCAUGGCGAUCCCUCUUCUGGUUUAUCCUAUCACUCGUUUUGAUCCCUUCAGAGCAUAAUGCUUCCAGGUGAAGAAACAAGUGGUAAUGUUAUUAUAGCCAUUGAGUGAUCAGAAGAUAAAUGAGUUGGGUAGCAAUUGCCCCUAUUACCUCUUUUUCUCCCGUCUUAAUAAGCUGUAGUGCCCGAUAUUGCAAUGCUGUUAAAUCAUGUAAAUCGAUCGCCUUAAAUUAUCAAAUAAAAGUGUACACAUGUGUGUUUUAUUGUGCUACAAUCUGAGUGCUUUAUUCUUAUCUUCCAAAUACUUCAUUGUAGCUUUACAUAAUUCGAAGUGUUCUAUAUGUAUGCCUGUAUCUACCAUGGGUUAAUAAUGGAAUUUUCUUUUUUCUCUGAAA